UCAAUGUACAGUGAAAUUAGUCUCGAGAAAUUUUUGCAUAUGUAGUGGUGUGUAUAUUACUCAGAUCUUAGAGCGCGUUUCCACUAUAUCGUUCUGGCCUAUACAAAAAUGUUUCGAUAUCCUAACAUUACUAUUUAAUAUUAUACUUAUCCCUAGCAACACUCUGAUUUUUGUUAUCAAUAAAAACAAGUUUUUAUUUAAAAAAAAAGGUUUUGACUUUAUAAAAAAAAGGUGUGUGCGCGAUUCACACACGAUAGAAGUGAAACUUCAAAGAGGAGAGACCGAUAUAUAUUUUUUUUUCCUUUCAUCUAGGUUUUUAAAACUCCGGGGGGUCUACGGGGGGGUCAAAAUUUAUUUUUGGCCUAGGACGCACCGUUUCCGAGAUAUUUCAAUCUAAAGCAAAAAAUCGUCACUUGAUAGUGGAAAGUGGAAACACGCACAAAACCAGAAUAAACCAGUUUACGCUGUCCGCAGGUGCCACGUGCAGUCCGGCGUCAGUCGCUUGGUACUGUUAGAACAUAAAGCACACAUUUCAUUCAAAAAUUAUAAUUAUUACGUUAAUUGUUAAAUUUUGUAUUUGUUGAUUGUUGUUAUUGUUUGUUAUUAUUGUUAUAAUAUUUGUUGAAGUGUUUAAUUUGUGUGUAAGUGUUGCAACUUUAUAUUGUUAAUUAAAAAUGGCUCCAGUGUUAAAACAUGGUCGAGGCAAGCCUUUGACUUCUCAAACUAAAGAAGUUUUGUACUGUUUGUACAAAUAUUUCGAAAAUGAGUGUAAUAACAACCCGAGCAGUAUUAUGACUCCCACUCAAUUAGUUGCUAAAUCAACGGGAAUUUCAAUAGCAUCCGUCAGAAAGGUAGUAUCAGAAAGCAAAUGUCGACCUUCAGAUCAGGAAGUAACAUUUAAAUCUCCUAAAAAGAAACCGAAUCGUAAACCUACAAUAGUAAUCGAUAACUUUGAUCAGCAAGUUAUCAGAAGAACAAUUCAUGACUUCCACAUCACAAAUAAAGAAAUUCCCACUUUGAAAACUUUGCACGCAAAAUUAAAAGAAGAUAUCGAUUAUAAAGGUUGUGUCAGCACGUUACGAAAACACGUCAUGUCAUUAGGUUUUAAUUGGAAGCAAACAGAAGAUAACCGGAAACUUCUUAUGGAAAAACACGAAAUUAGAUACUUGCGAAUUAAUUAUUUGAUGAAAAUUGCUGAAUAUCGUGAACAACGCCGACCAAUUGUUUACACCGACGAAACAUAUAUACAUACAUCACAUACCCUCUCGAAAUCUUGGUCAGAUGGAAGCACUUCAGGUUUGAAGCAACAUAUAUCGAAAGGCAACCGCUUAAUCAUUGUUCAUGCCGGUGGUAUGGAUGGCUUUAUACCAAAUGCAUUGCUUAUGUUUAAAGCCAACCAAAAAAGUGGAGAUUACCACGACAAUAUGAACUAUGACAACUAUUCAAGGUGGAUUCAAACUCAAUUAAUACCCAACUUACAACCAAAUAGUGUUGUUGUUGUUGACAACGCACCAUAUCAUAACUCAAUACAAAAUCCUGCACCGAAUAGUAAUUCUAGAAAACAGCAAAUGAUUGACUGGCUGACAUUGCGAAACAUUGAGCAUUCAUCCACGUUGCUUAAGCCUCAAUUAUAUGAACUGAUUCUGCAAAACAAGGCGAGAUUUGUAGAGUACAAGAUAGACGAAAUAUUACGACAGCACGGUCAUACUGUGCUGCGUUUACCACCAUACCAUCCGGAGUUUAAUCCUAUAGAAAAUAUAUGGGGGAUAGUGAAAACAUAUGUCGCAAAAAAGAAUGUCGCAAUGAAUAUGAAGGUUAUAAUGUCAUUAGCUGAAGAAAAAAUGAACGCCAUAACUGUAGAGGAAUGGAGAAAAGUUUGUCUGCAUGCUAUUGAGGAGGAAAACAAAUAUCAGGGUAGAGACGCAGCUUUAGACACAAUAUCAGAACGAAUCAUAAUUAAUUUAAAUAAUUCAUCUGAUGAAAGCGAGGAUGGGGAUGAUUGUGAUAUGCCUGGGGUUGAUGAAUUAUUAGAAUAAAACAUUUAUGGCCGGAGAACACCUAAUUCAUACACGUCUUCACUGAAGUGAAAACCGGCAUUCACUGCUUGUAAUAUUUGGAACUGGCUUAUCUGCCUCAUACAGUUCCAUAGAUUACAAUGCAGUGGAUACACAUUUUCACGUCCGUAUUAGUACGUAGUGCGUAUGCGUAGACGUGUACGCAUUUGGUGUGCUCCAGCCACAAACGUAUAUUACCUUUAAAAAAAUAAAAACUAAAAAUAAAAUGUU
Molecule: messenger RNA, 2285 nt
Organism: Pieris napi
Lineage: Eukaryota; Metazoa; Arthropoda; Insecta; Lepidoptera; Pieridae
Exons: 1
Coding region: 675-2036 (453 amino acids)
Molecular function (GO): nucleic acid binding
Source: RefSeq, a predicted model, not a curated record